AUGAACUUACGUUUCACAUUAUUAUUACCGUUAUUAUUAUUAUUAUUAUUAUUAUUAUUAUUAUUAUUAUUAUUAUUAUUAUUAUUAUUAUUAUUAUUAUUAUUAUUACUGUUAUUAUUAUUAACACUAUUAUUAUUACCUAUUACUCCAAUCUCUGCAGUAGAACUGCAGUAUUACUCCAAUACGCCAAAUUUUGCUGCCUGUUGCUUAUUAUUAUUAUUAUUAUUAUUAUUAUUAUUAUUAUUAUUAUUAUUAUUAUUAUUACUAUAG
Messenger RNA from Necator americanus (New World hookworm), 270 nucleotides. RefSeq lists its product as uncharacterized. Bases 1 to 270 code for a protein of 89 amino acids. The record is from RefSeq and is a predicted model, not a curated record. NCBI's taxonomy places the organism in Eukaryota, Metazoa, Nematoda, Chromadorea, Rhabditida, Ancylostomatidae. The transcript is spliced from 2 exons.